Molecule: messenger RNA, 2385 nt
Organism: Bombus pyrosoma
Lineage: Eukaryota; Metazoa; Arthropoda; Insecta; Hymenoptera; Apidae
Exons: 6
Coding region: 279-1742 (487 amino acids)
Source: RefSeq, a predicted model, not a curated record
UUGUGCGACGAAUCAUAAAUUUUAAUCCAUCAGAUGUUACCUCAUGGUAAAGUUGUGUUUUUUUAAUUAUUCAAAGAAAAUAAUAAAUCAUUCAUAAUAUGAUGGCGGUAGAAUGCUUCAAAUUAAAGGUUUAAACCAAAGAUCUUCUUUUAAGGAAAUAAUCAAUAAAAUUACCGUGGUCAGUGUAGGUUUCGUGUAAUAAGUACGACGGAAAGAUUUUUAGAUAAAUGAUUAAAAGUAACUUCAGUUGAUUAAAGACCCGUUUUAAGAAGCAUGAAAUGCAUAAAAGGAAACUUAAACGCAACACAUUACUACAAAAUAUAAAAACUUCUGAAAUUUUACCAAGAGUGAAUAAUUCUCAAGAUAAUCAAAAUAAAUCAAGUGAUUAUUUUCAAUUACCAAGUUUACAAAAGAAGAAAACUUGGAAAGAUGUUGAUGACAAUGUAUCAACUUGGGAUAAAAAUAGUACUGCAACAGAUAUAUCCUGUUCUUCAGAAAUUGAAAAUAUUGCAACGAAGAAAGCUAUGGAACAGUGGGAAGCUAUCGAAAGUACAUUGUAUGAAGAUGGUAAUGAAGUAACUCAAACAUCUGUUUUGGAAGAAUGUAUACAAUGGAGAAUGCAAAUACCUCAUUUAAGAAUAGUUGGGAAGAAUCUGUUUCUUUCACCUAAAAGUAACUAUCAAGAUUUGAAUAUAAAUUAUAAUCAGAUAAAGAAUAAUUUUGAUUCUAAUAAUGAGGAGGUAUUUCCAGAACAUAGUACUUCAUUAAAGAAAAGGAAAAAUUCAUCUAAGCAAAGAUUACAGAAAACAUCACAAGAUGAGAUAUUUGAUAUGCUUUAUGAAUAUGUAAUAUCCAAGCUGUUUCCAAAUAAAGGAAAUGAAAUUGAUUCAUUAUAUGAUGAUUUCAAUGAUGUUUUACAAAUACAUACAGCUACUAUUCACAGUAAUAAAAGUUCUGCAAAAAGUAUAAAGGUAAAUUGGUUUGAGGAAACAAUAUCUCUCGAGAGUAGAUUUUCAAAUAGUAAUGGUAAAGGAAGAGAAGAUUAUACCUUACCUAUGAGAAAAGAAAGUGGUCAAACAUAUACACAAGAAAUUCAGAAAAAACAUGAUAAUCCUAUGAAUAAUGACAAAAUAAGAAAUCAGAAGGAUGAAUCUACUACGGAAGAUAAGCUUUUAAGGCCACACACUAGUAGAAAUAAACUUGGAACUGUUUUUAAUGAAAAGGUUGUAGUUAGUCCUGUGCCUUAUGUUUUAUCAACCAGAGAAAGCUUUUCUACCGUAAAAACUACUCCAAUCAAGUUUAUGGCACAGUCUCUAGAAGUUUCUUCCUUUCAAGGCUCAAGUAAAAAUACUAAUUAUUUUAAAAAUUCGGGAAAAAAUUCAACUUCAGCUAAAAUUUCUGCUUGGCACGCUCCUGUUUCUCCUGCUGUGUGGCCAAAAAAUAUAAAGCUUGCUCCACUCGACACGACACGAUUUCCGAGUAGCAAAAAUAGAUCUUUAACAUCAUCAUCGGUACCAGUAUCACGUAACAGGAAACCUUUAAGUCCUAUUUCUCGAUCUACUCCAUCAGUACAAACUAUUCAUAAUAAUAAUUACGAAGGUUUAGAAAUUCAAGGAAAACAUAUAAUUCCUGGACAAUCUCCUAAGUUAAGUGCGCCUACUACAAGUUCGGAGAAUGCUGGGAGUAGCAAAGGCAGAAAAAAGAAGUCAAUCAAAAACAAAACUGCAAUGAAUUACAACUAAUUAUGUUAGUUACAAAAAUUGAUCUUAUAAAAUUAUCUUUACCUCUAUUAAUUAAAAUUGUGUUUCAUUGUUUUACACAAAUUAAUCCGGUAAAAUGCAGCUGACGUAAAUGAAGGAAUGUUAAUUACCAUUUAUACAUUUAAAGCGGACAUUCGUGAUUGCGUUUGUGAUAUAAAAAUUAUGUACGAUAAAAAUUCUACUAUUUAUUUUUUAUUGACAAUUGAGCUAAAAUUGAUGAUUUAAAAGUUCAGAUAACAUUUAUAAUCUAAGUGUUGUAAAAAGUAACAUUUUAUAUGAUAUAUAAAUAUAUCGUUAUUGUUAUAUAAUAAUAAGAAAUCUUAUUGUAUUACAGUAUUAAAAUGUGCUCUAAUUGUAAGAAGUGUUUGCACCAUAAACAAAAAGAAUAUUUAAACACUGUAUUAAAAAUGAUACGAGCUAGUGUUCCAAUUUUAAAAAUGUAUAUUUUAAAUACUCCUGUUAUUUCAGAAGAGAAUAUAUUGUUGUAACUAUCUCUACCUCACUCAGUUCUAUGUGUUAUUUGAUUGAUGCACACGCUUAAGUGCGCAGGUGAAUAUAUUUUUGUAAUGCACAUAUCUGUAUUGGACGUGCUUAUUGUAAAUAUAUAAUAAUUAAUAUGUUUAAA